Messenger RNA from Rana temporaria (common frog), 5731 nucleotides. It is a transcript of the gene PDE10A, whose product is annotated as phosphodiesterase 10A. Bases 382 to 2760 code for a protein of 792 amino acids. Lineage: Eukaryota; Metazoa; Chordata; Amphibia; Anura; Ranidae. The record is from RefSeq and is a predicted model, not a curated record. Gene Ontology annotation, biological process: signal transduction; negative regulation of receptor guanylyl cyclase signaling pathway. The transcript is spliced from 22 exons. Gene Ontology annotation, molecular function: 3',5'-cGMP-stimulated cyclic-nucleotide phosphodiesterase activity; protein binding.
CCUCCCAGGAGUCCCAUUCACAUCGCUCGGCUCCCUUCCCUUGUCACAGAGGCAGCAGAAGGACAGCCCGCCCUUCCCUGUGCAUCCAGCUUCCACACUACCGAACUCAGCCGCCCGCCCAUUGCUGCCGCCACCCCACCCUCUUCCUCUCACAUCAUCAGAACCGGCAAGGAGUCCAGGGGGGACAUACAGUGUGGUGGGCGGAGGUGGAGAGGAGAGGAGGACUCUCCGCACACUCAGCUGUGAUACGCCGGACUCACUGCACUUCUGUCCUAGCUAGAGCCUCGGACACAGCCGCAUCCCGGGAGGGAGCCUGAGCGUCACCUGAGAGCCGGAGAGUCACCUGAGCGGCUCCUACAUCCCGUCCUCCGGAGGGCAGACAUGGAAGAUGGACCUUCUUCUGAAGGCUGCUUUAGAAGGUUUACAGACUGCUUUAUAAGCUCCAGUUUAACUGAUGAAAAAGUGAAAGCAUAUCUGUCCCGCCACCCUCAGUUAUUGGAUGAGUUUGUAUCAGAAAGCGUUGCUUCUGAAACUGUAGAAAAAUGGAUGAAGAAAAAAAAUAAAAAUGAAGAUUUAACACCCACAGAAGUGAGCAGGCAGUAUCAGGAUACAAAUAUGCAAGGAGUGGUUUAUGAGCUGAACAGUUACAUGGAACAACGGCUGGAUGCUGGCGGAGACAAUAAAUUACUCUUGUAUGAAUUAAGUGAUAUCAUCAAAACAGCUACAAACGCUGAUGGAUUUGCACUAUAUUUCCUUGGAGAUUGCAAUAAUAGCUUAUGUUUGUUCACACCAACUGGAACAAAGGGUGGACAGACACAGUUAACACCUGCUGGACCAGUUGAAUAUGGCACUACAAUAUCUGCACAUGUAGCCAAAUCCAGAAACACUUUGUUGAUAGAAGAUAUUAGUGGGGAUGAACGGUUCCCAAAAGGUACUGGGCUGGACUCAGGGACUUGUAUCCAGUCUGUUCUGUGCUUACCAAUUGUUACAGCUAUUGGAGACCUUAUUGGAAUUCUAGAACUUCAUAGGUACUGGGGAAAAGAAGCCUUCCGCCUCUGUCACCAACAGGUGGCAACAGCAAACCUUGCCUGGGCAUCAGUAGCAAUACAUCAAGUGCAAGUAUGCAGAGGAUUGGCCAAACAAACAGAGCUAAAUGACUUUUUAUUAGAUGUAUCCAAAACAUACUUUGAUAACAUAGUUGCAAUAGAUUCAUUACUUGAACAUAUUAUGAUAUAUGCAAAGAACCUAGUGAAUGCAGAUCGCUGUGCACUUUUUCAGGUUGACCACAAAAACAAAGAAUUAUAUUCUGACCUUUUUGAUAUCGGUGAAGAAGAUGAAGGAAAACCAGUUUUCAGAAAGACCAAAGAAAUAAGAUUCUCUAUUGAGAAAGGUAUAGCUGGUCAAGUUGCAAGAACAGGUGAAGUUCUUAAUAUACCUGAUGCCUAUGCAGAUCCACGCUUUAACAGAGAAGUGGAUCUAUAUACAGGUUAUACAACAAGGAACAUUUUAUGCAUGCCUAUUGUAAGCAGAGGCAGUGUUAUUGGUGUUGUCCAAAUGGUGAACAAACUGAGUGGAAGUGCCUUCUCUAAAACCGAUGAGAAUAACUUCAAAAUGUUUGCUGUUUUCUGUGCUUUAGCCUUACACUGUGCAAAUAUGUACCACAGAAUACGUCACUCAGAGUGCAUUUACCGAGUGACUUUGGAGAAGUUGUCCUAUCAUAGUAUUUGUACUUCAGAAGAAUGGGAAAAUCUUAAGAACUGUAACCUUCCAGUAACUCUUUGUAAGGAAAUUGAACUUCAUCAUUUUGAUUUAGGGCCUUUUGAAGAUCUAUGGCCCGCAAUCUUUGUGUAUAUGAUACAUCAAUCCUGUGGUAAAAAUUGUUUUGAGCUGGAAAAAUUGUGUCGUUUCACUAUGUCAGUGAAGAAAAACUAUCGACGAGUACCUUAUCAUAACUGGAAACAUGCAGUAACUGUGUCGCAUUGUAUGUACGCCAUAUUACAGAAUAGCAAAGACCUAUUCACAGAUUUGGAGAGAAAGGGGCUUUUGAUUGCAUGUUUAUGCCAUGACUUGGAUCACCGGGGGUAUACUAACACCUACUUACAAAAGUUUGAUCAUCCAUUGGCGGCAUUAUAUUCUACGUCAACAAUGGAACAACACCAUUUUUCUCAGACUGUGUCUAUUCUGCAGCUGGAAGGGCACAAUAUCUUCUCCAAUUUGGGUUCUUGCGAGUAUGAACAAGUGCUGGAAAUUAUCCGCAAAGCCAUUAUUGCCACAGACCUUGCACUGUAUUUUGGAAAUCGAAAGCACUUAGAGGACCUUCAUCAAACCGGCGCGCUAAAUUUUAACAACCAAGCCCACAGAGAUCGCAUGAUUGGGUUAAUGAUGACUGCAUGUGAUCUCUGCUCUGUGACAAAGCUAUGGCCUGUGACCAGACACAUUGCUGAUGACAUAUAUGAUGAAUUCUGGACAGAGGGGGAUGAAAUGAAGAGGCUGGGUAUUUCACCCAUACCAAUGAUGGACAGAGAGAAAAAAGAUGAAAUUCCUCAUGGACAGAUUGGGUUCUACAAUGCAGUAGCUGUUCCUUGCUAUACAACGUUAUCCCAGAUAUUUCCUUCUACACGACCUCUUCUUACUGCUUGCAGGGAUAAUCUCAGUCAAUGGGAGAAAGUGUCCAGAGGAGAAGAUACUACAGGCUGGCUUCCUACCCAAUCAACAGUGACAGGAUCAGCAGAUUCCUUGCCGGUUAAGAUUGAUGACUAAAGCUGAAUACACUCAGAAUGGGAGUUAUAAGAAGGCAUGUGUGCACAGAUGCCACAUAGAAAUCACUCAAGCCCAGUAUAGAGAAUAGAAGUAAAUGUUCUGGAAUGUGUAUUUUAUGUUAAAAAAAAGGGGGAAAGCUGGAGUAUACCAAAAUAUUAUGUUUGGUCAUCUGAUCUUUAAAGUGGUUUCUAUAGUUGCUCUAAUGGAUUGUUGUGCUUUAGGGCCCACCUGGUAAUAAAAUGCUGCAGCAGGUCCUAGCAUCCAGAUACAUAUCAAAGAUCUACAGCAUAGCUGUCAGAUUAAAACCACAUCAUUUGAGCAGUAAAUGUGUAUUACCAUGUACAGUAAGUAGUUAAAAGCACAUGAUAAAAAUGCUAAUAUGCUAAAAAUGCUAAUAUAUUUAGCAGUUCUGAUACACAUAAAAUGUUUCUUGAUUUCAAAUGGAUACUUUAUUUUCCAUACCUAAUUUUGAUGGCAUUAUUAUGCACUUUCAUUAUAAAAUGAAGCAUUGUGCAGCAAAGAAAAAAAAGGCAAACAAAAAAUGAAAACAAAUUUUCAGAACUUUGUAGAAUCAAAAGUUGAUAUUAGAAGGUACUGUGAUGUUUUUUGUGUCGGCUUUUAGAAAUUUCUCAGAAUCUGAAUAGCUGGAAUAAUGUCAACAUUACUGAUCGUUUAGGAAUCCAGUGCCUUCUAAUUUAGAAGAAUAUUUGCUGCAAAAAGUAAAACUACUCUAAUGAACUGGUUUAACAUUGCAUGUUAAAGGGAAGAAAUUGUAAUCAUUUUUAUUUUGGUCAGAGCAGAGAUUGUUUUUUGUUUUUCAUUUUUUUCAUAGUCUGUUAGCCACCCCCUGAAAAACUUGUGUAAAUCACUUGAUACUUUCUUACAUCCAUUUCUUACGUCCAUUGUAUUUUUUAGAAACCAUUAUUCCUCUGUUUUGUUUGCAAAAUGUUACUGUUUCUUGAUGUUGGCAUUAGGCCUCAUGCAACCUGGAUGUUUUGCUCCAAGGCAUGGGACACUAGAGUUUAGGUGCACAGUACACUAUCCAACCCCACUUCCGGAACCCUGUCAAACUCUGUGUUUUUUGUUUACAGUAGCAGUUGGGGGCAGUAAAAUCAUACAGAUGAGCUGAGGUUUUAAAGCCCCCAAGCCCCCCCCCCCUUUGGCUGCAAAGACAGCAGAGGUGUGUAUAUGUAUUCUGUGGCUGCAAAUCUUUGUCACGUUCAACUGAAUGGGAGGCGGCAUGCUAAUGCAUGGUUCAGGGGGUUUAAGGCAGCCGGUGAGGAGGUGAUACAACACCUCGUUACCACUUGUCAAAUGUUUUCUGAAGAGUGGUCUAAAUGUGGAUGGCUCUUCAGAGAGUAACACUAGUGUAAACUUUCCUUGUAAAAGGCUGUUGUGACUGGACAGUGUUCAUAGUGGUACUUAAUAUUAGAGCAAUAUGUUCCCAGGGAUGUAUGCUUGGAUUGGAAGUAUGUCUGCAGGGAUAGACAAUACACCUGUACCCUCUACCCACACCUAAAUGCUGGUGCCACGGCUGAAUGUCUAAAUGCCCUGUGUGUAUGGUGCCUUCCAGUUAACUCCCUAAUUGUGACUAUAAUUUCCCAUCAAAAAUGUCAUACCCAUGGUUUUCUAUUUGUUCUGCAUUGGAGUCAGUGACACCUGUGUCCCUGUGUUGGAUACUUAUAACAUCCAGGAACAGGUACAACAAAUGAAAAUGGUUUGUGAAUUGAGGCCCUGGGGUAUAUGCAGUUUUGUCUCACAGCGGAUUAUGCUCCAAGCUGAAAAAUUAUAUUAAUGCAUUUCCCAGUAUAGGAAUACAUGGGCAUAGUUUUCUGUCUGGAGACUAGUUGGAGGAUUAUAGUUUACUUGUCAGUGAACUAUAUAGCUGGCUAGUUGCUUGCCCAGUAUAUAAUACUAUCAUGAAUGACAUUUAGAGGGCAUAUUUAGCCCAAAUUAAAUGUAAAUAAAUUUGAAGGAUGCAUUGCAGUUGUAAAUUAGUUUUACUAGUACAUGAUAUGCCACAGCCCUUGUACCUCAUUUUAGAAUAAGAUGCACGAAGAAUUAGGAAUAACGAAUAUGUUCCAAAACAUGAAGUAGUGUUAAAAAGUAUGUCAGUGUUUGAAUUUUGUGUUCUGAAAUAAUGUAAAUGAAAAACAGUUCAAGGUCCUAUAGUUGCCUUUUGUUACAGGCAUUUUGUUGCCAUGCAAGGCAGAAGUUUAGGUGCUGCCCCAACAAUAGCACUACUAAGCCUUCUAUCAAAGCCCCAAACCACAGUCACAAAUGCCUCUGUGGAUGCUAAAAAUACGAUGCAGAUCAUGCAACAAAACAUUUGUUUCUCGGUAUUCACAGAAUGUCAGAGAAAAACAAAAACCAAGAACUUGAUUCUGUGCUCCUCCUUGAAGGAUGCCACUUUCUCAUCUUAUGGUAAAAAUUGAAUAGUAUGCAUUGUUUUUGUAGGGCCUUUCAAAAAUAUAUGAGAACAUAAUUUAUACUUUUCAUGUGAAAGUCUUUUUUUCCCUGGCACAACUGAAAAAGAAAGCACAUUUUCUUAUUAGCUGCUUUGAGUUAAAACACCUUUUUUAUGGAAGUGUCAUAUGUUUUUCCUCUUUUAGCAGAACCUUGUUAAAAUUGGCCAAUAUUCUGUGCUGUGGGUAAGGCAAAAAAAAAAAAAAAAAACAUGGGAAGCCGCAAAGCUUAUACCUUCAUGAGCUGCACUGAAUGACCGGAAUGCCAGAGAAUAACAAAAGCCAAGAACUUUGUUCUGUGCCCCUCCUUGAAGAAAACCACUUAAGAUGAUAGAAAUUGAAUUGUAUACAUUGUUCUUGUAGAGCCUUUCAAAAAUAUGGCAUAGAUUAUACCUCAACCAUCUUUUUCGUGAAAGAGUAUUUAUUUUUUAUUUUUAGCGGAACCUUGUUAAAAUUGUCCAAUAUGCUGUGCUGUGGGUAAGCCAAAUUAAAAAAAAAAAAAAAAA